GAUAAAAGCUCGGAGCGGGGCGCCCCGCCGAAGCCGCUGCCUCCCGGGAGCCGGCCGUGCGCUCCGGCCCCGAGCCCGCCCGCUGCUCGCGGGCUCCCGUAACAGGAUAAAAGAAGACUGGAAACAUGUCGGAGUUUUGGUUGAUUUCUGCCCCUGGCGAUAAGGAAAAUUUACAAGCGCUGGAGAGGAUGCACACGGUCACCUCCAAGUCCAACCUGUCGUAUAACACCAAAUUCACCAUUCCCGACUUCAAGGUGGGGACUUUGGAUUCCCUUGUUGGUCUCUCUGAUGAGUUGGGGAAACUCGAUGCCUUUGCUGAAAGCCUCAUAAAGAGAAUGGCCCAGAGCGUGGUGGAAGUGAUGGAAGAUGCGAAGGGGAAGGUCCAGGAGAACCUUCUGGCCAACGGAGCUGACUUAACCUCCUUCGUGACCCACUUCGAGUGGGACAUGGCCAAGUAUCCUGCCAAGCAGCCGCUGGUGAGCGUGGUGGACACUCUGGCAAAGCAACUGGCACAGAUUGAGACGGACCUCAAGUCCCGAACCGCCGCCUACAACACUCUGAAGACAAACCUGGAGAAUCUGGAGAAGAAAUCCAUGGGAAACCUCUUCACUCGGACGCUGAGCGACAUUGUGAGCAAAGACGACUUCGUGUUGGAUUCGGAGUAUCUGAUCACACUGCUGGUCAUUGUCCCCAAACCGAGCUACUCACAAUGGCAAAAAACCUACGAAUCCCUCUCGGACAUGGUGGUCCCUCGGUCAACCAAACUGAUUGCGGAGGACAACGAGGGCGGCCUCUUCACCGUGACUCUGUUUCGAAAAGUGAUUGAUGAUUUCAAAACCAAAGCCAAAGAGAACAAAUUCACUGUCCGUGAAUUUUACUAUGACGAAAACGAAGUUAAAAGGGAGAGAGAAGAGAUGACGAGAUUGCUGUCGGAUAAGAAGCAACAAUAUCAAACUUCCUGUGUUGCUCUUAAAAAGGGAUCCUCCACCUUCCCGGACCACAGGGUCAAGGUAACCCCGCUAGGUAACCCCGAUAGGCCCGCUGCGGGGCAGACGGACAGAGAGAGAGAGAGUGAGGGCGAGGGUGAGGGCCCUCUGCUCCGGUGGCUCAAGGUGAAUUUCAGCGAAGCCUUUAUCGCCUGGAUCCACAUCAAGGCCCUGAGAGUGUUUGUGGAGUCUGUGCUCAGGUAUGGACUGCCGGUGAACUUCCAGGCAGUGCUCCUGCAGCCUCAUAAGAAGUCAUCCACCAAACGUCUACGAGAGGUUCUGAACUCCGUCUUCAGACACCUGGAUCAGGUAGCAGCUGCGAGUAUACUGGAUGCGUCUGUGGAGAUCCCUGGCUUGCAGCUCAGCAACCAAGACUACUUUCCUUACGUCUAUUUCCACAUCGACCUGAGCCUCUUCGACUAGGCCGGCGACGAGCUGGCACCGCCAGCCCUGCACCUUCCCGCGGUCCCCGGGCGCCUCCUUGCUUCCGCCAGAGAACAGUCUAAACAGCCUACAGAACUGAGAUGUCGAGAGAAACUGCUCACGAAAAUCAGUAACAGUCGUAUUUAUUUUUUUUUAAGUUCACAAUAAAGAGAUGUUCUCAGUC
Messenger RNA from Phacochoerus africanus (Common warthog), 1593 nucleotides. It is a transcript of the gene ATP6V1C2, whose product is annotated as ATPase H+ transporting V1 subunit C2. NCBI's taxonomy places the organism in Eukaryota, Metazoa, Chordata, Mammalia, Artiodactyla, Suidae. Gene Ontology annotation, molecular function: proton-transporting ATPase activity, rotational mechanism. The record is from RefSeq and is a predicted model, not a curated record. Gene Ontology annotation, biological process: proton transmembrane transport. The transcript has 14 exons. The coding region runs from base 126 to 1409 and encodes 427 amino acids. Gene Ontology annotation, cellular component: lysosomal membrane; vacuolar proton-transporting V-type ATPase, V1 domain.